CGAGUCCAGUUUACACAACCAUUCAAGAAAAGGUCCUCCAAAUUUCCGAAAGGUCGGGUCUCAUUUACCCCAUGUUUUGUGAAAAUAAUAGCCAAAUACUUGAAUGGGCGGGUAAACUGGACCUGACAUUUUGGGAUCUUAGGGGGCCCUUUUCUCAAAUGGUCGGGUUUCGCGAUUGCCCCAUGUGAUGGCACAAGCCCCCAAAACAGACCCAUUUAGGGUAUCCUCUUCAAAUUAUUAUGACCAUAGACCUACAAUACCUAGUUUAGUCUGUUUUUCAGACCUGCAAACAUUUGGCUACUCUACACAAGCAAGGUGCUCAAUUGAGAUAUUGCUAGUUCAGCCAGCUAUAGGAACCCGCACCCUCUGGCUCCUACAACCAGGGUACAUGCUGGGAUGCUGGGAGUUCUUGUAAUUUCCCAAAAUACCCACUAAUUAGCAAAUAUUUUAUUUUGAGGGAUAUUUGAGUAUUUGCUUUAAUGCACAGUGAUAAUAAUACCAGGUAUUCUGUGAUUGGUGGUAGAUCAGAGAGUAUAGUUUCCAAAUCGAGGAAUACCCUGCGUUGUCGGUUUGUAAGUCCGUUCGGUCUGAAAGCACUUAAUGUAGGAUCUCACAAAGCCGAAGCCGUACCAUGGGACUUUGAAUAGGAGCAGGAUAUUCGAUCUGGGUCCCGUAACACAAAGGUUAGCGAUUGAUCGUACGCUUGAUUUUCAUGAUUGAUGGUACAUUGUAGUCAAUGGAAUCAAUCGUAGAAAAAUGUUCUACGAUCAUUGCUAAGUUUUGUGUUACGGGCCCCAGAUGUACUUGAAGAUUGGAACAACUUAGGGAUAUUGGAAGUUGUAAUUGUAAGAACAAUAAAGAUGCAGUAAAACAAAGAUGCAGUAAAAAAAAUCUAAAUCUGAAAAUCCGGUUCUAUAUUCUUCUUUGUGAAUAUCUAUUCUAAGUUUGCCGGAGGAGAAUGCUUUAUAAUUAUAUGUAUUAAAAAAUUGUUCCUUGAAUCUGGAAAUCCCAAUGCCAAUUAAAAUCAAGGUUUCCAUGACAGUUAGCAUAAUUAAAAAGUUACGAUUAUUUUAGAUCAUGAUGAAAUAGUCCAAGGUUGAAAAAAGGGAAAAUCGAUUUUUGAAUCACCAGGUGGAUAAGAUUUGGUUAGAUAUAAUCAUUAAAAAAAAAAAGAUAUAGGCAAAAUGAUCCAUGCCCUGAAAUAUAAAUUGGUACAUGUGUGCUUCAGCUAGAUACCUCAUUAGAGUUGCAUGAUGAGGAAGCAAAAAUGUCUUCAUUUAAUCAACUAUACAGUGUAUAUUAAAAAAAUACAUUUUAGGGAAAACUGUCUAAAUCAUGUUUCUUUAUAAUAUAGUUUUGAGGUAGUGAUUGACGGUCAGAUGCAUCCGUUAUCAAAUUAAAUCAAAAGAAGGAUUUUGAAGUUGGUGAUCAAGCAAAUUAUGAAACAAAUAGAAUGUUACAAACGUGAAACUGAAAAAGAGAACAUAAUUCAGUCAUUUUCAUGAAUGGAUGCGAAGAGCAAGACUUUCGGUAGUUUCUAAUCUAGACUGCUGCUUUAAUAUCUUGGCCAUUCUUUUAUUUUGAUGCAAGCCAUGUUUAUACCCUAGACAUAAGUUUCAAUGUUUGUUCAAGCUUUUAUAAAAAAAUGUGUCUUUGAUAUCAUUUGAUUAGAGAGACUUUUGAGCUUCUAUCAAAAUCAGAGAAACCAUCCUUCGUAUUUAGAAACGGUCAUUAUUUUAAAGCUUUUCCCAAAAUGUAACCUUUUUGUUAAUACAGUCUGUAUCCUCCCUAUGAUCCAAGAAAUUGCUAAGAUGGUGGAAAGGUUUAAAGAGGUGGGUGGGAUGACAGAGAAGAAAAGAUAUGGAAAUGAGAGGGGAAAAGGAAUUCAAGUGAGAAUGAUAGGAAAGGGAGAUGAAUGGGAGACAGCAACCCUUAGGAGUUGGGGCAUAACUGUAUAAAAGAUAAAAACAGACUUCUAUUUCCAUUUAAACUCAUAUUGAAGUACAGAAAUAGUAUUGGAUAAAGAGAUGUUACAGCAAAAUUUGUAAUGAUAGUAAUCAUUGUUUGCUUCUCUUAAAAGAGAAAAGAGUGAAAUUUCUCUAAUUUUUACCCCCCCCCCAUGGUAGUGAUGUCAAGAUUACUCAAUUUUGAGUGAAUUUAGAGUGAAUGAACAAAUUUCUCACUCAAAUUUCACUUUUGAAGGUGUAAAAAUCACUCAACAAGUAAAAGUCACUCCCAAUCUCAAGAUUUUUUUAAAGACAGUAUGAAAAUCAACAAAAAAAUAGAGUAUAGUUGAACUUUGUAUACAUGAAACCAAAUAUUGUCUAUUCCAGUGCACACAUGUAUUAUGACAGACACAGACACUGGAAUAAGCUUCCUUAAUAGUCUGCCAUAUUGAUGCUCCCACACUCCUCAAUUUUAAGAGAGAACUGUAAAUCCUGGGCUUUUUAAAUAGUUUCCAUGGGACCUCCUUAACCCUGCCACACGAUACAUUCCACUGCAUAUACCUUAUAUACCUUGCUAUGAUGGAAAGGUGUGGCUUCCAUGGCAACCUCAAGUGCCUUCACAGCCAAGAUGCAGGAGCACCACCCAGCCCCCCAGCGCAAGCCCCUUAACCGCAGCACCAGCAGCACCGACAUGUACAUGUACGAAAAGAACGAGGGCAGUAUAUCGGACUCUGCGGCUGAGCAGGGAAGCACAGAAGGGAAGAAGAGACGUGGUAGCAUUGCCAAGGUUGCCUCUCUAGUCGGUCUCUCCAAGAAGAGCAACAGCACCUCCAAUUUGGCUGGUAAGAAGCCGCGUGCAAGCAUCCAGCGUAGUGAGGAAGUGUUGCCUAUGGAGAUGAGAGAUCGGUUGCAGAAGCAGGCUAGUCGAGAGAGCAACGACGGUAGCAUCUGCAGUUUUGGCAGUGAUAGCUCUAGUAGUUUCAUGCUCCCAGCCAACUUCCGCUUUGGCGGGGAGAGCCAGUUCAACGACUUCCUGGACGGACUAGGGCCCUCUCAGUUGGUGGGCCGCCAAGCCCUGGGGUCGCCCUGGAUGGGAGACAUCCAGCUGAGUCUGGAGGACAAACGAGGUAACCUGGAAGUAGAGGUCAUCAGGGCGAGGAGUCUGGUAGCAAAACCAGGGGUCAAAGUCCCCCCAGCUCCCUAUGUAAAGGUGUAUCUGAUGGAUGGAAAGCACUGCGCGGCCAAGCUGAAAACAAAGAUCGCCCGCAAGACGCUGGAUCCGCUUUACCAACAGACACUCAAGUUCAUAGAAGAGGACUACAGCAACAAGGUACUGCAGAUCACCGUGUGGGGGGACUACGGCCGGCUGGAGCGCAAGAUCUUCAUGGGGGUCGCGCAGAUCCUGCUUUCCGAGCUCGAUCUCUCACACCCUGUCAUGGGGUGGUACAAGCUCUUCAACACCUCGUCCGUCGCGGACAUCCACCAGCGGGGGUCCAUCUCUUCCCUGGAGGGGUCCAUGGUCUCGCUGACUAGCGCAAAAUGAGUCCCCUCUCAAAGCCUUUAGUUGUUCAAUGUAUCAAAUCUUAAUCUCUUGAGAGGAGAUGCUCCUGCAUUUAGCCACAGAGGUUGGCUGGCCACAGAUGCCUGUCAAUGGUUCCUAUGGAAGUUUGAAGAUCAUCAGGGUCAAAGUCGUAGAGCACAAUGUCACUGUGGACGUGAUUUAGACUUCCAGAUGCCAGGGAAAAGUACCCAAGCUCUUAUAUUCCCUCAGUAACUGAAGGUUAGGGUCUAUGGGCACUGUUGAAAGGUACCUGUAUUUAUCUUUCAUUUUGUCUCUGGUAUCUGCUUUAGGUCGAGUCAGCAUCUUCUUAAGCAAACCAUAUUUGGUUGUACGGUACUCCAGGUUGCCACGAGGCUUAAUGAGCUGAUAAAUUAGGAUAAGGUUUGAAGAUAAUUCCGCAGACGAGGAUUGAAAUUAAGGAAGUGCAAAGUUUUCGAAAACCAUUUCUUACCUAAAUUAAUUUGAAUGUUGGUGGUGAUAGCAAGCCUUAUUGGGUCACGCAAACAUUUGGAUUCACACUUCCAUAAGCAGUGGAAUAUCUAAAGUCAGAAGAAGCAUUUUUCAUAUUGAAAAACCCUUAAGAUAUCUCUUUUUUAGUUUUAUUAUCAGAAACUUAGAGUUUGAUCAAGCUAAUAUUGCCCAGAGUUCUCACAAGUCAAUGCCACUUGUAAAUGUAUUGAGAUUGAGUGUAUGAUUAUGAGAAUAACCCAGGUUCAUCUCUUUGUCAAAUGAGUUAAGUAUGAGAAUUAUUUCUUACACAUGAUUCCAUCUUGUGUAUAGUUUAUAUCCUGGAAUUCUAUCCAGCGUGCCUGCAAUGAAUGAGAUACUAAACAAAAUCCUAAUGGCCCAAAUCGUUGUUUUUCCUCGAAAUUUACUUGAAAUGAACUAUCAUGGAUUUGGAUUAUUAUCAUACCGUAGUUGUACACUCAAAUCUAUCCAAGUGCCCACAAAGUAAAAAUCAACGUAGACCAGACAACAACAUGCACCAAUGUCAGACUUCACAUCUUGUAAUCAUUUACAACCACUAUUGAAUACUUGCGUCUUUUGAUUAAAAUCGACAAUUUAAACUUUUCAACAAGUCUAAAUGUGUUGUCUGAUGAGACAUUUAAGUCUUAAAUUUAAUGACCCCCCAAAAAAACACAGUUCAACAAUGCAAAUUUCAAGAAUAUUGAUUCAAUGAAAAUUAUCCCUGAAACAAAAAUAUUGUCUACAAAGAGUAAGAGUAUGUCUUUAUAUGUAGACUUCUGUUUACAAAAAAAAAUUGUCUACUUCAUCAUUAAAUGAUGGGAGAAUAUUGGUAAAGUAUUUCUGUUCAUGCUUGCGUAGCACUGACUGAAAAAUAACCUGUGAGUUGCAGCCUUCUGGUUCUCCCUUGCACUUGAUAUUCCAUUAUGUGUUAUUCCACAAGGUGCUAAGUCCACUAUGGCCAUUUUGAAUAAAAAGAGGCAUUUCAACCCAAUUCUUAUCUAUGCACCUCACAUACAUGUAAUUAGAAUGCGCUGACGGCUUACUUGAUAAUUCCCUUUGUCAUUUUCUGCAAAUUGGCAAUAGUUUUCAUACCCUAGAGAAUCACAUUUGAUAGAUAGUAUUAGUGGAAAAACAAACAUUGGUUAGGAAGUUGGAGACUGCCCUAACCAACUACUGUCUUUUUUUAAUGACAUUAUACUGUGUUUGAGUAAAGCACACCUUUAUCUCG
Lytechinus pictus (painted urchin) is the source of this 5203-nucleotide messenger RNA. Its product is annotated as regulating synaptic membrane exocytosis protein 3-like. Gene Ontology annotation, molecular function: transmembrane transporter binding; small GTPase binding. Gene Ontology annotation, biological process: regulation of synaptic plasticity; regulation of membrane potential; calcium ion-regulated exocytosis of neurotransmitter. Bases 2545 to 3489 code for a protein of 314 amino acids. The record is from RefSeq and is a predicted model, not a curated record. Gene Ontology annotation, cellular component: cytoskeleton of presynaptic active zone; presynaptic membrane. NCBI's taxonomy places the organism in Eukaryota, Metazoa, Echinodermata, Echinoidea, Temnopleuroida, Toxopneustidae. The transcript is spliced from 6 exons.